Molecule: messenger RNA, 3101 nt
Organism: Puntigrus tetrazona (Sumatra barb)
Lineage: Eukaryota; Metazoa; Chordata; Actinopteri; Cypriniformes; Cyprinidae
Gene: kcnj1b
Product: potassium inwardly rectifying channel subfamily J member 1b
Exons: 2
Coding region: 327-1472 (381 amino acids)
Biological process (GO): regulation of monoatomic ion transmembrane transport; potassium ion import across plasma membrane
Cellular component (GO): plasma membrane
Molecular function (GO): ATP-activated inward rectifier potassium channel activity
Source: RefSeq, a predicted model, not a curated record
AUCUGAAAAGGAAUUUGGAUAACUAGAACACUGACCCUCAAUGCAAACCCAUCCCGUAUGCUGGAGUGCUGUCUCUUUAAUUACUUUUCAUGCGGUUUGCGUUGGUGUACGAACAUGUGUACACUGAUGUGAGGUUAGUUUUGGAACCAUUUUCUAAGCUGUCUUUGCUUUAUAGUGUGUAAACUGUGGCAUGUGCCUGGGAUUAGGACAUUUCAUUGAGGAUUUUAGCAGCACCCCGAUGGUUAUAUGCUUGGAAAGAGAACUUCAUGGCCUGAACUUCGAGCAACACUUUGUUCGCUGGGACGUUUUCAGUUUGCAGCUGAAAGAUGUUCCAGUUCAUCCGGAAACAAAUUCACAAUCACCUUGUGGAGCGGAAAAUUAGGAAAACACGACUUGUUACAAAGGAUGGCCACUGCAACAUUAAAUUUGGGACUAAUGAGUAUCACAACCAUUUUGCUUUCCUCGUGGACUUCUGGACUACGUUUGUUGAGAUUCGUUGGUGCUUUGUCAUUUUUUUAUUUGCCGCUGCCUUCACAGGAAGCUGGUUCAUUUUCGGCUUGCUUUGGUAUUCGCUUGCCAAAAGUAACGGAGACUUAGAUGUUCUCCAGAACUCGUCCGAAUCGCAGAGGAUGAAAUGUAUAGAUAACAUUAAUAGUCUCACGACCGCCUUCUUGUACUCUUUAGAAACCCAGACGACUAUUGGCUAUGGCGGUCGGGCUCUCACGGGUCACUGCCCGGGCACAGUCGCCCUGUUGAUCAUCCAGUCCCUCAUGGGCGCCAUCAUAAACUGCUUUAUGUGUGGACUCAUUUUGGCAAAGAUCUCUCUCCCGAAGAGAAGAGCAAAGACGGUAACCUUCAGCGAAACAGCGGUCAUUUGUCUUUGGAAGGGGAAUCUGUGCCUCCAGAUACGUGUGGCCAACCUGCGAAAAACACUUCUUAUUGGCAGCCACAUUUACGGGAAGCUUCUCCGAACCACCAUCACUCCAGAGGGAGAAACCAUCAUACUGGAUCAGGUGAAUAUUGACUUUCUGGUGGAUGCUGGGAAGGACAACCUGUUCUUCGUUUGUCCGCUCACCCUGUACCACGCGAUUGACAAAUCCAGCCCGUUUUCCGAAAUGGCUGCGGACACUCUUCAGCAGCAGGACUUUGAGUUGGUAGUCUUCCUCGACGGUACGGCUGAAUCAACCAGCUUGUCCUGCCAAGUCCGAACUUCCUACCUGCCUCGGGAGAUCAAAUGGGGUUACAACUUCCUGCCCGUCAUAUCUCGCACCAAGGGUGGAAAAUACCGCGUCGACCUAUCCAACUUUUCCAAAACAGAGCCAGCGGUGACCCCGCACUGCGCUUGCUGUUUCCGCAAUGAAGAAAACAAGGAACUCAUUCUCCACCGACACACACGUGAAGGCAUCGAUAAUCUGGGAUUUGAUGUUAUUGACCUUCAAGACUCUGUUGAUGUAACCGAGAAGAGCGAUUAAGAGUUUGCUGCAUCAGCGACCGAUUAAAUACGCAUUAAACAUCCUGUGAUAUGGUGGCACUUUGUACUGUAAAAGUUAGAUGCCACAUAAAAGAGGAGAGAGGAAGAGGAGGACUCGCUGUGUUAAGUACCCUGACAGACGCAUUGGCUGUGUUCCAGAACCUAGUGAGCUGCCUGUGUAGGCAGACUUUAAAGGAAUCAGGCGUUUCUUACACAAAGCCUAUUCCAUAAGGUAGCGAUUGUAAAAACAAGAUGCCUUGUUUUGAUCAAACUGUAAUACCUGUCGAAAAGAAGACAACCAAGACGGUGGAUUUUAUCAGGAUUCUUUGAAUAGAAAGGUCAGAAAGGCAAUAGAAAUCUCGUGUAACAUUAAAGAAGUAUCUAUCGGCAUUCUUUUAAAAAACAAAGCAAAACUGACCAGUCACAUUUGUAUGUGUGUUUGUUUGUUUGUGUGCGUACAUACAUAUAUAUGUAUCAUGUCAGUGGCAAACUACGCAGUACCAUUUUCAUGAUGCAGACUUAGUGUCUAUAAAUACAGUUGCAUUACCUGUGGGUAAAAACAAGCCCCGGUUACCAUAGUGACCCAUUCGCUUCUAAGGGGAAAAUGAAGACAAAUGCUGAAGACAUGCACAUUUUCAGAUGUUUGAUUGCAUGUGCAGCUCACAUCCUGUCGAUGAAUUGCUUUUAAUCAGUUGCCUUUUACGCCAUUUUAGUUAUCUUGGAAAAAAUAAGCAUGUUUUUUCUAAAUCGCAUAUUGAUAGAGAAAUCCAUUGGAUGUUUUUCCUUUGUUCCACACUUUCAGUGUAUAACUCUAAACCCCCCCAGAGAGCGUUUCAAAACAUUACUUAAGAGGUUUCUUUUGUUAAAAUCCAACCUUAAAAUGCAGAUGUUUUUUAAGACAUCAAGACAGCUCACUAGGUUUUGGAAUAGGGCCAAUAUUUGCAUAUACGUAUAAAAUAUUACUACAUUUUCAUUCUGUUACAUAAAGAUCUAACUUCAAACAGAAUCAAUUGAGAACAGUUUGGGGAGCUCUAUUAGAAAAACUUCUUUAAAUGCUCUUUGAUUGCAGACAUUGACAAGAGUCGCCUGCUGAGUGUUCAUUGGAGGAUUAGAGCACCAGCCAGAUUAGAUUAAGGAGAAGCACAACGAGGAGGAAGUGGAACCCAGUUCCCCUACUCCAACAUAUGUUACUAAAUAAUUAAUAUGAUAACGUUAUUAAUGUAUUGAAGCAUUAAAAUAAUUCAGGACCAGAGAGAGUUCUUCAUGUUGUGAACACAAGUAAUUUCACGUAACUUUUAAGAAUAGAUGUGAUUUUUUCUAAUUGCCUUGUAAACAUUUUUGCUGUGCAGAUUAAAAAGGACUGACCUAUAAAAGACUCGUUCACUCUGAACCGAGUGACUUUUAGAAGGUCAUAACAUUUUAGAGAGGCUGUAAAGGUUCGAUUCCGCAUAAAUGCCACACGUUUUUUAUCUUUAUUCACUAACCGAUCUCAAUAUUAUUAAUACAGUAAAGCUUCUUUUAAUUAAACAUUAAAGUGUUUUAUUGCCAUAAUGUCCAUUAAAUUUUUCAGGAGGGUUAUAUAUUUUGUCUUCCAGUGUAUCUGACCUCUCCAGAUGACCUACUGUAGUAC